Suillus discolor is the source of this 1832-nucleotide messenger RNA. RefSeq lists its product as uncharacterized. Bases 12 to 1808 code for a protein of 598 amino acids. The record is from RefSeq and is a predicted model, not a curated record. The transcript is spliced from 2 exons. Lineage: Eukaryota; Fungi; Basidiomycota; Agaricomycetes; Boletales; Suillaceae.
CGUCAUUCACAAUGGUUAUGCCUACAUCACCGAGCGCGAGGGUGCCAGUGAGCGCGGAUUCAAAAACAGAACCGAUGGCAAAGGUGGCGCAGAAGGGAUUCUUUUCGAGCCUUUUUUCGUGGUCACCCAAGAAGUCCACAAAAUGUGCGAUAGAGCAACCCGGCGCAACAGAGGCACUCUCGCAUACUCCCAGCGAGCCACUGGAACCCGCACAUGGUCUAUCACGGGUACAAUCCGUUCCACAGACAUUGACGCCGAGUCUAUCGCGAGUGCGAUCUGCUCCGCAGGCCUUAACGCCGAAUUUUCCUCAGAGCAAAGUUAACACUGUCCCUGAUGUUCCUCGAUUCAAGUCCAUCAAAGACAAUUUACAAGAACUUGGACUCACGACUCCUGUUGUCCUUAAGCAACCUCAAGUUGCGGGCAGUGAAGCAGUGCUGUCACAAUUAGACAGGACAUCAUCUCCUCGGGCGGACAUGUUCUUCCAACACUCGCUAUCACACAAUACGAGUCCCACCUCGUCUAAGCCAAGGCACGAAUCGUCUCGAGGGAACGCACUUGUGGCAACAGAUCAUGCUAUUAACAUCGAGCUGCCAGUUCUAAACAUCACCUCCGCCAAUGUACACUUCGCUCCAUUACCUCCCUCAGCAACGGCUCAGGCUAAUCAUGCGGAUCCAGUCGAGAAGAUCCCCACUCCCGCAUCUACUGCUCCUGAUGAAGCUCCGAUGUUUGUCCAAGGUGGCAGUAGCACUUCAAAUAGAGAGCCACCUAUUCCAUCGUCUCCAUCGGUAGCAAGUCGCUUUUCUACUUCACAGUCAAACCAGAGUCACACCCCUUCAUCUACUCGUCCAAAAAGGCCUCGGACAGCCCCCGGCGGCUCAAACGAGCUGAGCAAGCGACCUUCUGUUACCUCCGGGAGCCCUCAGCGUCAUGCAAACAGGGAGCCAGCUUCCAUUUUUCCUGUAGACGAGGGAUUCUUUGGUCGUCCCAAGCUACCCCCACCACUCAAGGUCAUCCCGAAGAAGGUCAAAAGGCAUCAGCGAACACAAACUUUCGUUCCUUCUCCCUCACCUACAACCGUGACUCACGAACAAUCUCUUACGCGAGCGGCAUCCGCACGCUCCCACAAAACACAUCAGACGGCAGCUCGGCUAGCGUCUGUCAGUGAGCCGGCAACAUUGUUCCCCAUACCCAACGUUUUGACGUCUGACAAAUCUGCGCACCUCAAUCGGAAAUCCUCUCUCACACAUAGCAGCAGAUCAGUGGGCCCCAGUUCACCUCCGCUCUCGUUAGACGAUGAGUUUGAACUCCCACCACUAUCACCCUUACAGACGCAAGCGCCUGACGAGUGCUCGUUAUCACGAAUCAACACGCGAACAACGGUUGCUUCACAUCAGACGCAGUUACCAGCCACCCCAGCCCCCAAAUUACCCUCUGCGAAAUGGGCGUGGAGUCCUCCUUCAAGCUGGGUGGGUCCUUCUUCGGCUGUUUCCUCCGAAAGCGGGGAUAGUCCGCACAGUAGCAAGAAGGCGUUCUCGAUAAUUCGCUUACGCAGACCGAAGAGUUCAUCUCGGUCUGUUGCUUCGAUAUCCAAGUCUCUCUACACACAUAGAAACACCUCAUCACCGACCCUCACAAUGUCCGCAACAAAACUUGGAAAGGGGCGUAUGCCUCCGAUGUUACAAGACAAGAAUGACAGCAGCGGUGUCAUUGUCAAAAUGCAGAGUCACGAAGGGGAUUGGGAGGCGGCGGCGUUCCAGGAUGUCAUUCCUCGCCUGAGGGAAAUGAAGAACUCCGCUCUAUCGAAUUAGAAAGUAGGUCAAAGCAAGAUGAAA